UUGAGCCUGCUCGGGCGCCGCUAGUCUGCGUGAAGUAGACGGGGAAGCUGGAGGCGAAGCAGAAGCGGCCGGCUGCUUGUGGGAGGUGGUUUUGCUUCCUCUCGUUCUCCACCACCCUGGUUCAGGUUCCUCAUCACUUCUCACCUGGUAAAGACAAGGCAAAAUAAGACUAAAUACAAAGAGAAGGCUCUUCAACCAGCUACAAUGUCAGCAGACAAUGAUGUUUCCCUCUCCACUUAUGAUGAGACUUCAGGAUCAAAACUUGCUCGAAAAGCUAAAGAGGCACCAUUUGUCCCAAUUGGAAUAGCAGGCUUUGCAGCUAUUGUUGCAUAUGGAUUAUACAAACUGAAGAGCAGAGGGGAUACUAAAAUGUCUGUCCACCUGAUUCACAUGCGUGUGGGAGCCCAAGGCUUUGUAGUAGGAGCAAUGACUGUUGGUAUGUUGUACUCCAUGUAUCGGGAAUACUGGGCAAAACCCAAACCUUAGGAAAGAUGCUGUCUUCAUGCUGAUGUUUUAGAGCUAGAUACCUCACAUUGAGGUUAUUUGUUUUAUGUUUAAAAAUAAAUCAAUUUAGGGAUAUGUGGUUCUAAAAAAGCAGCACAUGUCAGACACAACCCAAUCAUGAUAUUCUAAAGAUUGGAUUUUUUUUUUUUUAUGGAAGCUUUAGUUUCCCAGGUGAUUCAAGGUAUACUGAUUGGUAUCCAAGAGUUAAUGAGGGAGAGCUAAGUUAGUGCAAAAGGAACUGGUCAUUGAAGCUUACUUGGGUGAUAAAUUAUAUUCAUAUUUCUCCAAUCUCAAAAAUUAAUGACUUAAAAAAUUACAGGGCCAAGACUUAAUGUAGCUCCUCUUGCUUUAGAAUGGGACAUAUUUUGGGAUAUAAUAUAGGAAGCUGCUUUAACACAAUUCAGGAAACACUUCCUCCUUAUCUUGUAGAAUGGUGGAAACUUCAGUGUCUAAGGGCUGCCUGGCUUUGACUAGAGCCAAAAGAACAUCUGUAAGAAAAACAUGAAAUAAAAUAUUGUAGCAAGAGUUUUCUUCUCUACCUGUACCAUAGACAACUUGUUUGUAUUUGAGAUGAGCCUUGAACAGUUGCUAACCAGGCUACUUAAUGCAGUAGUAUUUAUUAUAAAGUUAGUAAAAGAUGAGAAUAACAAAUGGUAUGGCUUAGUUAUAUUUUUGCUGCUUCCAUAUUGAAAUUGUUUUUUAAAUGCCAUCUGUUUUAUAUGUAUUUGAAGUGCUUGUUCAGUAAAGAGAACUCUUAAAAUGUGCAGUAUUAGUAUUUUGUUUUCUCUAUCAAGAGUGUAGUCCAACUGAAAUACAUUACUGUCCUUUAGAUUUGAUGGUUUCAUAUUAUGGGCAGCAUUCUCCUUACACAAAUGUUGACAUAUUUAAGUAAAUGCUUUGUUAUACUUGUGGAAUUCUAAUGUUUAAAAUGGAUUUACAUUCCGUGGUAAUAACAUGGUAUGGAUAUUACUAAAUAAAAUGAACACAUCACAUGUCUUGUACCUUAUUUCAAGUUAACAUAAUGGAAUCACCUUACCCCAAAUAGUACAAAAACAGCACAUGUUCCCAGAAAGCAAAUGUUUUGGGUUUUUUUCUGCUUUAAGUCUAGGAAUGAUGUAAGCUUAAAUAAUAAAAUCAGAAGACUGA
This is a messenger RNA of Vombatus ursinus (common wombat), 1650 nucleotides long. It is a transcript of the gene HIGD1A, whose product is annotated as HIG1 hypoxia inducible domain family member 1A. The transcript has 5 exons. The record is from RefSeq and is a predicted model, not a curated record. Lineage: Eukaryota; Metazoa; Chordata; Mammalia; Diprotodontia; Vombatidae. The coding region runs from base 205 to 486 and encodes 93 amino acids. Gene Ontology annotation, biological process: mitochondrial respirasome assembly; negative regulation of apoptotic process. Gene Ontology annotation, cellular component: mitochondrion.